AUGGAAGAAAAAUGCUUAUUAGCAGCUUCUCUGGCAGCACUGGCAUGCCAUCCCAGCACAACCAUCAAGUGUUUCAAGUCAAGCAGUACUAUCUCCCCACAGAAAGUAAAACCAAAACCUCCAUCCUUGAAGAAAGUGCCUUCAAAAUCCAAGAAAAAACUGGAUCCCCAUGAAAAACCUUCUCCAUCUGCAACUCUCAAUCUGCAACGUCGGCUCAUCAGUCCAUCAAGAACUGAUCACAAACUUUCAGAAGCAGUAUUCUCUGAAGUUGUUGAAGGAGAUCCCUCGCUUGGCAUUGUGAAAACCAUAUUCCGAUCAGGAUGGCCGAAAGAUAUAGGCCUCAAGAUUCACAAGGUGUUAAAGGUGAAUCACAGCGCAAGUUUUCUAAGCAAGUUUGAAGAGUACAGGAAGAAAGUGAAACUCAAUGCUGCAAACUCUUGCCAUAGUACAAAGACAUUAAUGGAGAGACUGAUUGCUGAUGGGAAUGAACUGCUACGGUUUCAAAGUGCCCUUAUAACUUGUUCUCUGGGAACUAUAUCAGGGUAUUCAAGAUUAUGUGACAAGAAAUGCUGUGGGAUUUGCAGACAAAUGAUCUCUUUCAGAUUUGGGGUUGAAGAUGGACCACCAAUAUCAGUCCAUGGGAGCAGUUGGAAGGCACAUGAGAAAGUGAGCAGAGAAUGCAUUACCAAAAGGGUAUCAUGUGCAAGGAAGGCCAUCGUUUUAUGCCGAGUGAUUGCAGGGCGUACUGAUGUUGCUCGUCACCACAUGCAUGGGAAAGAAGUAAGGUCGAAUUCUGCAGUAACGGGAUCAACUGGAGAUCAGUCAAAGUAUGGGUCGGAAGAGCUUCUGGUUUUGAAUCCAAGGGCUGUGCUUCCAUGCUUUGUGGUCUUAUACAUAUGA
Molecule: messenger RNA, 900 nt
Organism: Juglans microcarpa x Juglans regia
Lineage: Eukaryota; Viridiplantae; Streptophyta; Magnoliopsida; Fagales; Juglandaceae
Exons: 1
Coding region: 1-900 (299 amino acids)
Source: RefSeq, a predicted model, not a curated record